AUGAGAUCAAAUACGACCACGAAUAUAGAAGAAGACGAACUGGAAUAUGAGUUUGCGCGGACUCUUGAUGGUGAAGCACCACCACCUUUGAUACCAUCAAAACGUUUUACAUUGGCUUUACUCGUCUUUUUUGCUUUUAUUGUUCAAUAUUCUCAACGUGUUAAUUUACCAAUUGCAAUUGUAUGCAUGGUUAAUCGUACAAAAUCUCAUGAAUAUCAAUUAUCAUUCAACAGCACAACAGCAACAACAACAAUAAAACCUCUUGUAACAGCUUUACAAAAAAGAGGAUUUCUUCAAGAAAAACAAUUCAAUUGGAUGGAAUUACAACAACAAAUUCUCUUAGGUGGUUAUUGGGCUGGUUAUAUAUUUACACAAGUACCGGGUGGAUGGUUAGCAACAACUAUAGGUGCAAAAUGGGUUUUUGCUGGUUCACUAUUUACUAGUUCAAUUGCUAGUUUUGCAUCAACAAUGAUGUAUACAAUGUCAAAUACACAUUUUAUUUCAAUGUUUCUUCUUCGUUUUAUUGUUGGUCUUGCUCAUGGUGUUCUUUUUCCAGCUACAAUAGCACUUUGGUCACUAUGGGCUGUACCACAAGAACGAAGUACUCUUGCAUCGAUUGGAUUUUGUGGUACUCAUCUUGGAACAUCAGUAACAAUGCUUCUUGGUGGACUUUUCUGUCGUCAUUUAUAUUCAGGUUGGAUGUAUAUAUUUUGUCUAACAGGUAUUUUGGGUUUUAUUUGGUUAAUAUUAUGGAUAUCAUUAACAUCGGAUUCUCCAAACAGUCAUAAAACCAUUAGUGAUCAUGAACGUGACUAUAUAUGUAAUUUAACCGGUAGUACUGGUAAAAAACGUUCAAUGACAUUAGCAUCAAUACCAUGGAAAAAUAUAUUUACAUCAAAACCAUUAAUUGCAUUAUUUAUAACACAUAUUGCAAAUUUAUUUGGUUUAUUUUUCUUUUUAACAAACCUUGGUAAAAUUUUAACUGAAAUUCAUCGUGUACCAACACAAUAUACUGGUUAUAUAUUAGCUUGUGGAUUUUUUCUUACACUCUUAACUAGUCUAUCAUCAGGUAUUAUUGCUGAUUAUCUUGUUCGAAGUAAUGUUAUGACAUUAACAACUGCAAGAAAAAUGUUUAAUUCAUUAACAUCAUUUAUACCUGUUCUAUGUAUGAUAUCAUUAUGUUUUUGUGAUGAUUCAAACAAAGUUUUAGGAAUUAUUACUAUACUUGUUUUUCUUGCUAGUUCAGGACUUGGUUAUGGGAGUGGUUAUGUUGUUAAUUUUGCCGAUAUUGUUCCUGCUUAUUCAGGUGUUAUUUUUGGUCUCGGUAAUUCAUUUGCAUCCAUAGCUGGUGUUAUUGGAAAUAUUAUUGCUGGUAUGAUUGUUACUAAACCCGUAUUGGAACAAUGGAGAAAAUUAUUUAUUAUGUUUGGUAUUGUUUAUUUUAUUGGUGGUAUUGUCUUUUUAUUUUUUGGUUCAGCUGUACCACGGAAAUGGGCGAAAUUUCAAUCAGUUAAUAAUGAAAAAGAAAAGAAAUUGAAUGAUGAAGAAAUUAUUCCAAUAAAUCAAACAAAACAAAUUAAAAUUUAA
Adineta steineri is the source of this 1587-nucleotide messenger RNA. Lineage: Eukaryota; Metazoa; Rotifera; Eurotatoria; Adinetida; Adinetidae. The record is from the annotation of a GenBank genome assembly.